AUGAAGAAUUUGCAUAUCAACCUCCCUUUUCUUGAAGUUGUGACACAAAUUCCAUCUUACUCCAAGUUCCUCAAAGAUAUUCUCACCAACAAGAGGAAUCUCAAUGAUGAGCUUAUCACCCUUCCACAUCAAGUGAGUGCUCUUGUCCAACAUAAGAAGCCCAAGAAGGAAAAAGACCCGAGAUGUUUCACUUUGUUGGUAAAAGUUGGGAACAUGGAAGCUAGGGGCACCGUAGUCGAUCUUGGAGCAAGUGUUAGUUUAAUCCCUCUAUCCAUUGCUCAAAAACUCAAUAUAGGAAUGAUCCCUACACGGAAGACAAUUAAAUUGGCCGAUCGGUCGGUGAAAUUACCUUGUGGAGAGCUUGAGGAUGUUCCAAUUCAAGUGAGAUACAUCUACGUGCCGUAUGACUUUGUAGUGAUGGAUAUGGAGGAAGAUGUUAAUACUCCUUUGAUUUUGGGACAUGAAGCUCUUAAAACUUUGGGGGCGGUCAUCAAAUGCAAGAACAACAUUAUCACAUGUGAGGUGGCCGAUGAGAAGAUUGUCUUUGAGUUUUCUAAGUUGCUCAAGACCCCCAUGGUUGAAAAAUGCUAUAGAGUUGAUUUUGUGAAUAAGGAGCUAGAUCGCUUGGGGAAGGUCGUGAUGAGGCCUCAAGAUCCAAUAAUAGCAGCUCUUACAUGCAAAGAAGAUUUUCACUCUCAAGAGGCUAAAGAGUUUGUCAUGGCAAUUGAGGAAUCCUCAAAGGAGGAGGUUGAACAACAAGUUGAGAUCGAGCUUGAGUCCAAGGAGGAGAAGUUGGAGGAGAGUUAUAGCAUUGAUGAUAUCAAAGGUAUUAGGCCUUCUUUAUGCAUGCAUCGUAUUCAUCUUGAAGAUGAUCAUUCAACCUCCAUUGAACCUCAAAGAAGGUUGAACCCCAACCCUCAAAAGGUUGUGAAUAAUGAAAUUUUGAAACUACGUGAGGCGGGCAUCAUCUAUGCUAUCUCUGAUAGAAAAUGGGUUAGCCCGGUUCAUGUAGUUCGAAAGAAGGGUGGAAUGACCAUAUUCAAGGAUGAAAAGAGAGAGGAAAUCUCCACUCGGACGGUUGAUCCGGCCAAAGGUUCGGUGAUUGAAAAGUUGCCCCCUCCUACUUCCAUCACGGGGGUACGAGCUUUUCUUGGGCAUGCCGGUUCUUACCGGAGGUUUAUCAAAGAUUUUUCAUCAAUCGCCAAACCUUUGACCGAAUUACUCAAAAAGGAGGUUGUUUUUAGCUUCAAUAAGGCUUGCCUUGAGGCAUUUCGUAAGCUCAAGGAAGCCCUCAUUUCUUCUCUUGUUGUGCAAGCUUCGGAUUGGAGCUUGCCUUUUGAGCUAAUGUGCGAUGAUAGUGACUUUGCAGUAGGUUCCGUUCUUGGUCAAAAGAAAGAAGGAAAAUCAUGUGUCAUCUACUAUGCAAUUAUUGUGUACACGGAUCACAUCGCGGUGCGAUAUCUCAUGACCAAGAAAGAAGCAAUGCCUCGCUUGAUCCGUUGGUUUCUCUCUCUCCAAGACUUUCACAUGGAAAUGAGGGAGAAAAAGGGAGCGGAGAACUAUGUAGCGGAUCAUUUGUCUAGGAUACCUUUUGAGAACAAGGAGGAUAUACCGAUUAAUGAUGAGAUAGGAUUCGAGGCUCUCAUGGCUAUGGUGUCAACUUAUACCCCUUGGUAUGCGGAUAUAGCAAACUAUCAUGCUUGUGGAGUCGUUCCCCCGGAGUUUUCUUCUCAAUAA
Molecule: messenger RNA, 1737 nt
Organism: Chenopodium quinoa (quinoa)
Lineage: Eukaryota; Viridiplantae; Streptophyta; Magnoliopsida; Caryophyllales; Amaranthaceae
Exons: 4
Coding region: 1-1737 (578 amino acids)
Source: RefSeq, a predicted model, not a curated record